Molecule: messenger RNA, 4566 nt
Organism: Tetrahymena thermophila SB210
Lineage: Eukaryota; Ciliophora; Oligohymenophorea; Hymenostomatida; Tetrahymenidae
Product: alpha/beta hydrolase family protein
Exons: 3
Source: RefSeq, a predicted model, not a curated record
AUGGAUAUUUUUAAAAAUUAUGAAAGUCUCUGGAAGAGCAUUAUAAGACCUACCAGAUAAACUUAUAAUACCUCUGAUUUAGGUCCUUAAAUUACGCUUACAUAAGAGAGUAGAGAGAAAGUAAAAAGAUAGGACUUUGAGUUGAAAAAUAAAUUAGGAUUAACUCUUAAAUGUAGUUAUUAUGAAUUUAUUUAGAGAAAUACUCCUUAACCAUGUGUAGUUUAUCUACACUGUAAUAGCGGUAGUCGUUUAGAAGGUUAAUUAUAUGUAGAUUACUUAAUUAAUAAAGGUAUAUCAGUAUGCAUUUUUGAUUUCGCUGGAAGCGGGCAGUCUGAAGGCGAGUAUAUAUCUCUUGGAUAUUAUGAGUUAGGAGAUGUAGAAAUAGUCGUUAAUUAUUUAAAACAAAACUGGCAAAUAUCUAAAAUAGGAAUUUGGGGUCGUUCAAUGGGCGCAGUUACAGGACUGAUGUAUAUAUAAAAUAACUCAUCUAUCAUUUGUGGUUGUUUUGAUUCUCCUUUUUCUAAUUUCAUGAAACUUGCAUCUGAAAUUGGAGCCAUGAAAACUGGUCUUCCUAAAUUUUUAAUCAAAGGUGCACUAAGUCUUAUUUAAUCAACAAUCUUAGAAAAAGCAAAAUUUAAUAUUGAAGAAUUAGAUGUACUAAAAAAUUUAGAAAAGGCUUCUAUUCCCUGCUUGUUUGUUGCUAGUAAAUAAGAUAGUUUUGUAAAAUCUCAUCAUACUGAAAAAAUUCAAAAGAACUAUAAAGGAGAGAACAAGCUUUUGUAUUUUGACGGAGAUCACCACGAGUAGCGUCCAGUCAAAUUAGUAAAGCAAUGUUGCGAUUUUUUUGAAUAAAACCUUAUAAAAAACACAACAAGUGAUAUUCCAAAUUAAAUAAAACUAUAAGAAACAACCGCAGCUCAAUAGCUGAAUCAAUAAUAAUUUGAUUAAUCUUCUCCAUUAUAAGGAAAAACAAGUUCAACUUAAUCUCACUAACAAUUAUAAUAAAAUAAUACCUUUAAUUAGCAGUAAGCUCUUUAGAGGUCAAGGAUUAAAAGUGUGUAAGCUCCCAAUUUAGUGAAUCACCUUUAGUCUUCAGUUGAAAGAGGUAACAACUCCAAUAAUAACCUCGAUUUCUACAAUAGUGUCAAAGAAUAAAAGAGCAACUAAUAUGUAUAGCAAGUACCUUCAAGCUAGCCUCUUAUAUAAAUACCUAGUAAUAAUAACAUAGUUAACCAAACAAUCCAUCAUGCUCAUUCACGCUCCUCUACUCCAAAUAUAUAGAUAAAUCUUGAAAGAAAAUUUAAUAAUGUUAUAAGUUCUGAAUAAAAAACUUCAGGUCCUGCUGCUCCUAUGAUUCCAUAAACGGCAAUAAGUGCUUUUGAAAAUAAAUAAGUUGCAACUUUUGCCUAUAAAAACUUCGACUAAAAAAAUAGCAGCAGAAUCAAUUCUCUUCAUUAAACUAAUGUUAGUAGCAACUCCAAUAACUCAAAUGGCAACAUAUUUAAUUUUAAUUAGCCAACUUAAACAACAAACAAUCCUUUAAAUAUUGUUUUACUUUAAGAUAAUAACAAUACUCCUUCCUAGUAGUAAUUCAUAAGCAACUAGCUUUAAAGCAACUAAGCUGAAUAAAGCACAAAUAACAAUUCUUAGCAAAACAGCACUUAACAUUAAUAACAAAGAAGUUUUACAGUUUUUGGCUAAUAGCAACAUAUAAAUAUUUUAGGAAAUAUUACAAACAAUUCUUUUUAUGGAAGAGAAAGGUCUAACACUAGCUUCACGGGUGCUCUCGAUUUCUACAAAGAAAUCUCAAACGCUUCAAAUAAUUAAAAUAGUGCAAGUAAUUCAAAUAUCAAGAAUAUUCAAAAUUAAGCUCCAUAAACUCCAUUAAAUAAUAAUCAGAAUAUAAAUUGUGAUACUUCGAUAGAUUUUGGACAAAGUAAAAUUGGAAGCACUCUUAACUCUGCUACACCUUCUUGCAAUUCUUUAGCUAGAUAACAAAAUAUUUAAAAUAAUAUCUUUAGAUAAUCAAGCAGUCCUCAUGGAGGUAAUUUGCAAUAAUAACAAUUCUAGUAAUAAUAAAUGCAAUAAGCUAACCUUUCAAAUAAUAAAAGCAGUAAUUAAUAUAAUCUAUAUAAAUCAUAAAGCUUAAAUGUAAACGAAAACUUAGUCACAGGGGCAAGUAACUAAGGAGAGAAUUCUAUUAUUGUAAAAUCAAUUCCUAUAAAUUACGGAGUUUCAACUACAAAUGGAACAAUCAGCAACCAUAUGAAAAAAGACUCCAAAACUUAAUUUGAAAUGCUUUCAUAACCUCAAUCUGUUGAAUCAAGCAUUCAUCCUUCAGAAGUGUAAAAUAGGUUUAGGGCAACUACAAUGGAUAUAAUUUAACCUUAGCGUAACGAAUAUCAACAAUAAAUGAAUGAUUAAUGCUUGACUCCUUAAUCAAAUACAUUUACAACAAACAAUAUUACUUAUAAAAUAAAUCGCCCACGCAUUUAAAAUAACAUUUCAAACUAAAUGAAUCUAUAAAAUUUAAAUGAAUAAACUUAUUAAAAGCAAAAUAUAGUAAAAUAAAAUUCUUUAGUCCCAGAAGAAUUAAACAGCAAUAAUAAUAGUAUACCUGCAAGCAGUGGUAAUACUACUACUAUAUUAAAUAAUUAAGGUUCUGGUAUUAAUUCUAGUUUCAAUUAAAACAGAAAUAACUAAAUAAUUAAUUAAAUGAAUAACAAUAAUAAAAGCAGUAUAAAUGCAAAUAAUCACAGUAUUGUUAGUUUGAAUGAAUAAUAAACUACUACACUCGUUAGUCCAAGAUAAACAAAUAAUAUAAGUAUCGUUGGUAGUGUGAUGAAUUUAAGUAGCAAUAAUUUAUUAGCUAAUAUUGCAAAUAACAGUUAAAAUACAAUUAACAAUAACAAUAAUAGCAGUACAUAGAAUAAUACACAAAGCUUUAACCAUUAUGUUAGAAUUGGUUAACAAAUGAAUAAAGAAUGCAAAAAUGAAAAUUCUAAAAUUUCUAAUGCUGAGGGUGACAAUGAAUCAAUUAUAAGCUGCGACUCUAUUAUUAUCAAUAAGAAUUUAUUGAUUAACAAUAGUUCAAGCAAAAAACCAGGAACUAUGAAUCACACUCCUGUAGUUUGUGUUACCACUCCGCAUCACAUGACAAAAUCAACUAACAACAACCAAUAGCAGUUACAAAAUUCAGGUAGAAAAGUUUAGCAAAGCUUUUAAUAAAAUAAUUCUAAAAAUCUUAGCCAAAGUUCUUAAAAGUACUGUAACACUCUCCCUAGUAAAAAUAUAGAUUCUUAAAUUAAUUAAGGAAAUAACAACAAGUAUGAUGAUUUUAAUUGUUUUACACCUAGAAAUAAGAAAAAUAGUAAUACCAACAAUGGAACAAAUCAAAAAAAUGGAAGUGAAAAAGUCAAUAGUGCUAGUAAUUAAAAAUCAAAAUCGAACAAGAAUAAUAACUAAUAAAACAGUUAAAAUCCAACAGUCAAUUAAUUCUAAAUAUUAGCAAAUAAUAACAUGACAUCUUCUAAUCGCAAUACCAAUACAUAAAUUCAGUCUAGUAACUCCAAAACAUUUUCUAAGUAAAACACAAACAACAUUCUACAAUCAAAUUAGAAUGUUGAAAAUAAAAAUAAAUAACAAUCAGCUCAAAAAAACACAAAUUCUACAGUAACAAAUUAAACAGGUUAAACUUAAAACCCUUAAAAUUCAAAUUUUUAGUAAACAUUUAGCCAAAACGAUUACAUUAAUAAAGUCUCUCACCAAAAAAAUCAAAGCAAAUUUGAUUUCAAGAAUAAAAGAAGCGCCAAUAAUGUUCCAAUUUAAAGAGUAAAAUUUACAAAGAAUGAAAACGUUUCACCAUUUUAAUAAGAAAACUAUAACUCUGGUGGAAUGUUUAAGAAUAUUACAAAUGUCAAAGUAAACCUCUUUGAUAUAGAUUGUAAAUCCCCAACUAAUAAUUAGUAAGGUAAUUGCUUUAAUUAGACAUAAAUGAAUAAAUAAGAUUAAAAUUCAAACCAAUAAUAUUUAGAUAAUUUUGUAACAGCUCCAAACUAACUACAAUUCUAAUAAAAUGAAGAUAAAAAUAAUGGUAAUAGCAAUAAUUUGAGUAAAGAUAAGCAAAUUUGUAAUAAUAGCAAGCUUAACGAAACAGUUGAAAUAAAUAACUUAAGCAAACAAUAUGAGAAUAAAUUAAACUAAACUUUAAAUGUAUAAGAAGACUCAAAAAAGAACAGGUCUUCAACAACCCCAACCUUUAAACCAGAUUUUAUAAGAAACUUGUAAAAUACAAAAGUUGUUCAUAUCCUUUCAAAGAACGAAGAAGUCAUACAAUAAAAUUAUAUUCAAUCCAAAAUUGGAUUUUCCCCUUUUAAUUAAUAUUAAACCCCUAAUGCAUUAUAAAAUUAGGCAUCACUAGCUUAGCAGAAUAAUAUGUAGAACUAUAAUUUAUAAAACUAAUAUUCAAACAUUUAUAACAAUGCUAAUUAAAAUUAGUUUAAAAAUGGAUUCAAUCUUUAAUCUAAUCAAAUAAACAAUAUUGUCUAUAUGAAUUAGUUUAAAUGA